This is a messenger RNA of Peromyscus leucopus (white-footed mouse), 1471 nucleotides long. It is a transcript of the gene Fuom, whose product is annotated as fucose mutarotase. The transcript is spliced from 6 exons. Gene Ontology annotation, molecular function: fucose binding; racemase and epimerase activity, acting on carbohydrates and derivatives. The coding region runs from base 856 to 1344 and encodes 162 amino acids. Gene Ontology annotation, biological process: fucose metabolic process. NCBI's taxonomy places the organism in Eukaryota, Metazoa, Chordata, Mammalia, Rodentia, Cricetidae. The record is from RefSeq and is a predicted model, not a curated record.
GGGUCCCUUGGAACUGGAGUUACAGGUGGUUGCGAGCCACCAAACCCCAGCCCUGUGGAAGAGCAACCUGUGCUCUUACCCCAGGAGUCGUCUCCCCAACCUCUUGUUGGUUUCAUUUUUGUGGGUGCACCGAGCACAUACUGCAGCCAUUUGUUCUGAAAGCUGGAACAGGGUUUAAGAUGCUCCGUGGGAGAUCUGUGUCAGCCCUGGGCCUAGCGUAGCACACCCAGACCUGUGUGUGCUAGGUUCUCAUUGGUUCCAUCACGGCAGGACAGGAACCCACCCACAGCCACCAGCCUCAAGCUGGCCCUUGACUCCAGAGAGUUCAAGACAAUGGGACGCAUGCAGACUGCCUCCCAAAAGGAGCUCCUCCAAGCCCCAGUGAAGCUCUCGGCUAUUUUAAACUGUUUGGUCUCUGGCUCCAGUACCAUUUAGGGGUUCUGGUUUGGUUUUGCCUCUAUACGGGCUCGCCUCCUGCACAGGCCCUAAUCCCAUGAAGCCACUCACAAACUGAAGCAGAAAGCUUACUUCUCACCCUUCACCCAUCACUGCUACCAAAUUGGGCAGCAGUGGCCAUACCAGGGCCAUCUGGGCUGGGGCACCAGAGAUCCUAGGGCCAAGGCUGUGCCUGACCUGUUUUCGAAGGUGCUUCUCUGGCAUUUUUGUCCUUCCCACACGGACUUACUUCCUGAACUUUCCCACAAUCUGCCAGUCCUCAGAGAUUUGCACGUCACCCCAGAACCAAGGUCCUAACUGCGGCUCUCCAGAUGUUGGAGCCACCUCUCGUCUGGCCCCGCCCCAAUCCACGUGACACCGCCCUGCCCACAACUCCCGCCCACCACCAGUUCGGCAGCUAUGGUUGCGCUCAAGGGCAUCCCGAAAGUGCUGUCCCCGGAGCUGCUAUUUGCGCUUGCGCGGAUGGGGCAUGGAGACGAGAUUGUUCUUGCAGAUGCGAACUUCCCUACUUCCUCCAUCUGCCAGUGCGGGCCUGUAGAGAUCCGAGCAGAUGGUCUGGACAUCCCACAGCUCCUGGAGGCUGUGCUGCAGCUGCUGCCCCUGGACACCUAUGUGGAAAGCCCGGCUGCUGUCAUGGAACUAGUGCCCAGUGACAAGGAGAGGGGCCUGCAGACCCCAAUAUGGAAACGUUAUGAAUCCCUGCUGCUCAAAGCUGACUGCAAGAAAGCUCUGAUGAAGAUAGAGAGAUUUGAAUUUUAUGAACGUGCAAAAAAGGCAUUUGCUGUUGUUGCAACUGGCACCCAGACCUGGACCCCAGCCUGGGGGUCAAGAGGUUGGCAGAUCUUGAGAGACUCUGCUGACCCUGACAGAGAUUUCCUUCUUCCCUGAUUUGUGAAAUUGAGAGGGGAGAGGAGAGCAGUCACUGUCAAUCUUUAAAGGUUUUGUACUCGGAAACCUGUCUUGUGAUGAGUUUCUGGGAGGCCGUUAGCUUCCAAAUAAACACCUCCUCCCCAUC